GUCUGCGUUCGAAGCCAGAAGGAUUCUUCAACAACUUCCGUGGCUUUCUGUGGUUUAGCCGAUUGAUCGUUAUUUUUAGGAAAUGACGAUGCUGUCCCUCAUCAUAUGUUUGCUACCUCUAGCGGCAAGUAUACCUGUAGAAGUUGGAAAAAUCAAUGAAACGUCAAAGAAUUUGAUCGUGAACAUCGAAAACAAUAUCCUGAAAGAUGUUCAAUUAGUUGGAAAUUUUAAUCAUACGGUAUUGAAUUUAUCAAGCCUUCCGGAUCUUCACGCGCUGGAGAAAAAUGCCUUUGAUAAUGUGCUUGAUGUGGAGUCUCUCAUACUUACCAACAAUUCGUUGACUUCUCUGCCGGAUUUCGUCUUCUCUAAUCUGACAAAAUUGAAGAGCUUAUCGUUGUCGGAUAAUCAAAUAUCGAAUGUCCGAAAUCUUUUUGUCGGGUUGGAGAAUCUACAGUUGUUGGAUAUAUCUCGCAAUCCUAUCAGACAUUUUGGAAGGGGCCACCUGUUUGGCCUCACCAAAUCCGUGAAAAUUCUCACUGACGGAAAUAUUCUUUGGAGCAUCAGUACAGGUGUAUUCGCUAAUUCUUUCCUUAAAGACACCGAGGAGAUAAAGCGACUGGCAGCAAUGCAAAAUCAGGAAAAUCCCGUAAAGGAGGAGAAAAUCGACAAAAAUAAGGUAGCUACGGACGAAUCACAGGAACGAAAGCUCGUUGAAAGCUCUGUUGUCGGAAAUACUCGACUGAAAAUUUGCAAGUCUGAUGGUAUCGUAACAUCAUUGGCAAUUCUUCUGAAGGACGAAGAACUUGUUGACGGAUGUGCCGAGGUGCCAAUUGAUACCUCGAUGAAAGUGAAUCUCGCUGAGCUGGGUAUCAAAGGUUUCCAGGAAGAUUGGUAUCGAUUACACUCUCUGCGGAUCGCCUCGUUGGAUCUGUCGAACAAUGAAAUCACCGAGAUCACGAAGGAGACGCUGAAUAAUCUGCCGUCAAGUCUGACGUAUGUAAACUUCCAAGGGAAUAAAAUACGCAGGAUCUGGAGUCAGGUGAUCGAGAACGAUCACUUGAAUAUACUCAACUUGAGGAACAAUUUGAUCGAGGAGAUCGAGGAAGGUGCGUUUGCCAAGACGGAUCUAUUUGAAUUGUAUCUCUCUGGUAAUCAACUGAAGAGUUUGAAUUUUGUCUCCAGUCUGCCGGAUGCCCUCACCGCCUUUCUUGCGAACGGAAAUCACAUAAUUUCUAUUCCCGACGGCGUGUUCUCCAAGUUCUACCGUUUGAAUUACUUAUGUCUCGACGACAACAAAAUCGAAGCAUUGCAGAACGAUGUUUUUCAAGGUUUGAAAUUCUUGUUAACGUUAUCAUUGGCGAGGAAUGAUAUAAAGACGAUUGAACCGAACGCUUUCAAAGGCUUAACAAAGCUGCAGAGACUUGAUCUUCGCCACAACUCUAUACGUGAUCUCCAGAAGGGUACUUUUGCUGAGUUGACUGAUCUGAGGCAGUUGAACCUCGCCAAUAACAAGAUCUCCAAGAUCACGUUUACCGAUCUAGCGCAAUCCGUGGACUCCCUGUAUCUCGAUUAUAAUGAGAUCGAUAUUCUCGAGGAAGGCAAUUUCGUUCGAACUCCGACAUCUACCUUAUCCUUGAUCGGAAAUAGAAUUUCUAACAUAACGCGUGGUGCCUUUAACCUGCCAACUCUGAGGGAUCUGUAUUUGAACAACAACACUUUAACCACUAUAGAGGGUGAUAGCUACGAAGGCUUGAACUUGUUGAGACGUCUCUGGCUUUCGGAAAAUAAAAUAUCCGAGAUUCACAAAGGAGCUUGCAAAAAUCUAGGAAGUCUUUACGUUUUAGAUAUAUCCAAGAAUUCUUUUCAGAGGCUGGAAAACGGCGCUCUUCAUGGUCUCAAUACGGUCUUUGGCACCAGUUUGUACGUCUUCGAGAACAAUUUGAAGGAGAUACAAGGCGGCGUUUUCGAUGAUGUUUAAAAUUCUCUUUUUUUAAUUC
Trachymyrmex septentrionalis is the source of this 1997-nucleotide messenger RNA. RefSeq names its product protein artichoke-like. Gene Ontology annotation, molecular function: protein binding. Lineage: Eukaryota; Metazoa; Arthropoda; Insecta; Hymenoptera; Formicidae. The coding region runs from base 83 to 1978 and encodes 631 amino acids. Gene Ontology annotation, cellular component: extracellular matrix. The record is from RefSeq and is a predicted model, not a curated record. The transcript is spliced from 2 exons.